CUCCUCUAACUGAAACACCGCUCGUGUGGUGUUCAUCACCUGAGCAGGCUGUGAAGGGAAACGGGAAAGGCCACUUUGAAGCCAGCAGGCCGGUUUCAUUGCUUUUUGUUGUUGUUUUGGGGAACUAACCGAUGGAGGCGCAGCAGGCCCAAACCAGAACAAAACAGUCCUGCACAGCGGUCUCCUCUCUGCCACCGGCAGGUGACACGCGGCAUGUUUGGUGCUAACCGGAAGAAGUUUAUGGAGGGAGGGCUAGAGAGCGACUACGCGGACGACUCCAGCCUCUACUACACCCAACAGUCCAUGUUCCCUCCACACCGCGCUGACAAAGACAUGCUGGCGUCGUCUUCUGCUUCCUCGACGGGUCAGCUGUCGCAGCUAGGAGCCAGCUUAUAUGGCCCGCAGAUUCGGAUUUCUCCCGUUGACAUCACCACAGCGACACUAGACGGAUGUAUCAUACAUGAUCAGGCUGUACCGUGCUUUGAUUAUAUUCCACACAGUGCGUUGGGGUUUCCCAUGCGGGGUUUGAACAGCAGCGCAGCAUCUCAGUUAAGUCGAAGUGGGUUGAACCAAUCUGGCAGCCAGCUCCCCAGUCACGCCAGUAAUACCAACUCUGGCACAAUGCACACGCCUCCCUCGCCGAGCAGGGGUAUUUUGCCAAUGAGCAGCCGGAGCGUGAUGAACCACAACCAGCAGGUGGGGGGUCCGACGGGGCAGUCGGUGGGGAUGGUAGGCGUAGGAGGAGAGAGGGGAGGUGCUGGCGGUGUGGGAGCAGGGAGGAGCGGCAGCAUGGGGAGUCCCAGCCGGUCGUCACCAAGCAUCAUCGGCAUGCCCAAACAGCAGCAAGCACGCCAGCCUUUUACUAUUAACAGUAUGUCAGGGUUCGGGGUGAACCGGAAUCCAGGCUUCAACAUGAACAACUCCCUAUCCAAUAACAUCUUCAAUGGCACAGACGGCAGUGAGAAUGUGACGGGGUUGGACCUGUCAGAUUUCCCAGCGUUAGCAGACAGAAGUCGGAGGGACGGAAGCUCGAAUCCUACCCCACUGCUCAACCCGCUGGCCGGUCGGGCUCCUUACGUUGGAAUGGUAACCAAGCCGUCCAGUGAACAGUCGCAGGACUUCUCCAUCCAUAACGAAGAUUUCCCAGCUCUCCCUGGGCCAAACUACCAAACAAAAGACCCCACCAGCACCAGCGAAGACAGCAAAACGAAUCUGAACUCAUCAGGAAAGUCUAACUCUAACUCAGAUGGUCCAAAGUUCCCCGGCGAUAAGAGCUCUGCACCUAGCAACAACAACCAGCAGAAGAAAGGGAUUCAAGUUCUUCCUGACGGGCGUGUGACCAACAUCCCCGUCGGUAUGGUAACUGACCAGUUUGGGAUGAUCGGCUUGUUGACGUUCAUCCGGGCAGCAGAGACGGACCCCGGCAUGGUCCACCUGGCUCUGGGCUCCGACCUCACCACGCUCGGCCUCAACCUCAACUCACCUGAGAAUCUCUACCCUAAGUUUGCGUCUCCCUGGGCGUCGGCUCCGUGCCGACCGCAGGACAUAGACUUCCACGUCCCCUCAGAGUAUUUAACCAAUAUCCACAUAAGGGACAAGUUAGCAGCUAUCAAGUUGUCUCGGUAUGGUGAAGAUCUGCUGUUUUAUCUCUACUACAUGAAUGGAGGAGACCUGCUACAACUACUGGCUGCAGUAGAACUGUUUAACAGGGACUGGAGGUACCAUAAAGAGGAGCGGGUUUGGAUCACCCGGGCCCCGGGUAUGGAGCCCACGCUGAAGACCAACGCCUACGAGAGAGGGACCUACUACUUCUUCGACUGCCUCAACUGGAGGAAGGUGGCCAAGGAGUUUCAUCUGGAAUAUGACAAACUAGAAGAGCGACCUCACGUUCCCUCCGCAUUCAACUACAAUCCUGCCCAGCAGGCCGUCUGAUUGGCUCUACCUCCUCCUGCCUGCCUGCCAUUGGCCCUCCUGGCUCAUCAGUCAUCACCCCCUCUAGGUUUUUCCACCUCCACACAUUCAAAGUGAAUCUGGCCAAUAAGUAAACGGGACGGGGAGAGGACGUCCUGCUUCCUGUUCUCCAAAACACUUUUCUGAACAGACUUUUAAGAUUUUAACUUUUAAGAUUUUUUUUCUUUACCUCAUUUUCUUUUCUUUUUUUCUUUUUUUAUUUCCCACCCCCUCCUCCAUGCGUUUUGUUUGGUUGGUCUGUUAUGUGGAGCACAGACUUAAUGUCAACAGACAAAGUCACAACACAUACACACGACACAAGCACUGUAAAUAACUGCCCAUCUGAUCGAGUGAUUCGUGUUUCUAUUCAGUCCUAAGAAUUGACUAUUUUUGUCUAGAGAAGCUUUUAAGAAGAACCAGAUUUUAACAGGAUGGAUAAUUAUUUCACAUACUGUGUCACACCUCUCUGAGCGUUUGGCAGGAACUGAGAGUAUUUAUCAUUUCUCUUUGUUUUUACCAGGUUUUCCCAGCAUUACAAAUCAGAACACGCAUAAACAACACACAUCAGCAUCAGACAGUGGGGAGUCAGGAGAGGAAAUGCAAUGUACAUUGUAGCACUAUUUCAUAAUAAAAGAGGAAAAAAUAUCUUCUUUUGGUUUGUUGAUGUUAUGUGGCGACACCUGAAGCAGCAGAGGGAUGUAAGCAGAUUUUUAGAAAUGAAUGAGGUGAAGUUUAGCAGCUGGACAGAAACACAUAAUAGCUCAGAAAAGUGACCUAGAGUGGGAUGUGUUUGCCAUUUAAAUUCAUUUUUAUUGUCUUCCCACCCGGCAGUUCACUUCCUCUUAAAGGAAAUAUCUGGCUAUUUUCUGUUAUGUUUCUUACAGUCAGUAAAUCCCAUGUGCAGAUCUCUCAACACUUUUUCUGUAGUUUUUAGCAAACAGGAGGAAAUUAGCCCUUUUGGCUUUAUGACCUCUUAAAAUGAAGCGGCACCCACACACCGCCCCUCCUCGCAGGUUUUGGCCUCAGUGUGGACGCGAGCUGUGAGCAGUUUUUUAGAGGAAGAGUUGAAAGUAUCAUCUGUUACCAAGACAAAAAUCUACAUAAUCUUGUGUUUUUCUUUUGUCAUCACCGUUAAAAGAUUAUCCCAUCUUAUCUAUUCAUUGCAACAAAUGAUGUUUAUUAUUCAUUAAUCACUUAAUUUAUCAUUUGGUUUAAGAAAAUUGCAUUAUAAAACAUCUGUGUACCAUAAAAAUAUUUUAAAUCUGUUUUUUAAAGAUAAAAUUACAACAUAAUGUUGCUUUAAGAAAAUAAGACCACAAGGACUGAAGAAUUUGGGACCCCUCAGGGGGUUAUUGCGUGGGACUGAGUUCAUGGUGAUGAAGGAACAUGUCAGGCAGUGAGGCUCACUGGUGAAUUUUAAUAUUUUUUGGGCAGUAAUGGAGCUCUUUGAGAGAGAGAGACAUCGCACUGUGAGACACACAGGACUCGUUAGGAGAUAUGUUCACUGUUAGUUUGAGUCUGAACAUGGGAUUUAACGACGACUAAUGAAGAAUAAAAACGCCAAAAACUAAAUUAAACGGCACAACAAAGCAUUAACAUGAUAGCCACAGAAGAUAAAUUAUGCCACAGUUUGAUGGAUGAAAGUAACAGACUCUUCCACAUCGACACAGCUCUUCCUCAGUUAUCCCCAUAUUAUUUUUCAUAUUUGUUUUGUGUUUCCAACAUUACUGCUCUGUCUCUCUGCUAGUCUCUCCCCGUUCCCACACUUACUCCCAAAUAUUUAAUUACUUUUUUCUUUUUCAUAAGUUCUUCUCCUUCCUCCGGCAUUUAGUCUUAUUUUCUGCCCGGCAACAGUCAAACCAAUCAGACUGAUGGAGUGACCUCUCUUUGGAUCAUGAAGGGAAAAAGAUUUUGAGAAUUACACUUAUUCGCUUUCUUGCUGAGAGUCUUUACGGUAAAUGUGAAGCCAGGAGACCGUUAGCUUAGUUUAGCAUGAAGACGAUUGGUCAUUCGUACACUUUUUUUGUACAAACAAAUGACAUAAACAGCAACUUGUUAAUUAGCCUAAAAGUUGCUGGUAGGUGGAUUUUGUUACUUUUGGAUGGAGCCAAGCUAACUGUUUCCCCUUGUUUUCAGCCUUUAUGCUAAGCUUACUUAGCUUGUAUUAGCUUCAUAUUCAUCGUUAUCUAACUCUCAGCAGGAAUGGGAAUCAGCGUAUUUCUAAAAAUGUGUAACCUUUCCUCUCAAGGUCAUUGCCACUCCAGCAAAAAGCAAAAAUGACCAUAUAUUUAAGCAAAAAAAGUGUCACCAAUUUUUGCUUAAAUAUCAUAAAAUUAUUUUCUUUUCAUUACGUUAUUUUUAAAUUUCCUCCAGGAGGCACCAAUGUACAGUUAUGUAUAUAUAUAUUUAAAUACAUAUACGUACAAACAAGGCAGUAUUUUUAAGAAAAUGGGGAAAACAAAAAAGAGAAACUUGUCUUAAACGAGGAGACCCUCCCUCUGCUGGCCGCCAGUAAACGAUGCAAUACUAGACUUUCUGUGGUAACGGUUUACAGGGGACCACGCCGACUCCGCCCGACACGACCACCUUUUAGCAGCAACAAAGCGGGGCGCGACGUGACAAGCGGCGACAUCGGUUGCAACGACCACAGGGCCCAGCUCGUUCACACUGCAGCAGCAAAGCCAAGGACACGCCUGCAGACCCAUGUGACCUGUUUGAGAAGAUUUGAUUGGAGGAUGAGGACUGAGGCACUUGGCCGUUGGCUGUUUUAUUAAAUAUGGCAGCUAGUGUUUUAAUAGGAAAAAGAAUAAAAUAAAUAUUCUGGUAAUGAAACUGAA
Molecule: messenger RNA, 4787 nt
Organism: Micropterus dolomieu (smallmouth bass)
Lineage: Eukaryota; Metazoa; Chordata; Actinopteri; Centrarchiformes; Centrarchidae
Product: CCR4-NOT transcription complex subunit 2-like
Exons: 16
Coding region: 214-1932 (572 amino acids)
Biological process (GO): regulation of stem cell population maintenance; nuclear-transcribed mRNA poly(A) tail shortening; regulation of DNA-templated transcription
Cellular component (GO): P-body; CCR4-NOT core complex
Source: RefSeq, a predicted model, not a curated record